Messenger RNA from Apodemus sylvaticus (European woodmouse), 3080 nucleotides. RefSeq names its product limb development membrane protein 1 (gene Lmbr1). Gene Ontology annotation, molecular function: transmembrane signaling receptor activity. NCBI's taxonomy places the organism in Eukaryota, Metazoa, Chordata, Mammalia, Rodentia, Muridae. The transcript has 17 exons. The coding region runs from base 198 to 1670 and encodes 490 amino acids. The record is from RefSeq and is a predicted model, not a curated record. Gene Ontology annotation, biological process: signal transduction.
AGCCCUGCCCAGGCCGUGUCCCCGCCUCCAGUAUCCUGAACCACUUCUUCCCGAGCUGAGGAGGCAUUUUCCCACCCCGCUGCGGUCUAGGUGGCGUUUCUGUUCGGCCACGAGAGACUGUGUAGCCCCGCCGCCCGCGGGCAAUGGUGCGGCGGAGCGCGCGGACGCGGGCGGCCCUACGGCGGGCAUGAAGAAGGAUGGAAGGGCAGGACGAGGUGUCGGCGCGGGAGCAGCACUUCCACAGCCAAGUGCGAGAGUCCACGAUAUGUUUUCUUAUUUUUGCCAUUCUCUACAUCAUUUCCUACUUCAUCAUUACAAGAUACAAGAGAAAAUCAGAUGAACAAGAAGAUGAGGAUGCUGUAGUCAACAGGAUAUCGUUGUUUCUGAGCACCUUCACUCUAGCGGUUUCAGCUGGUGCGGUUUUGCUUUUACCCUUCUCAAUCAUCAGCAAUGAGGUCCUGCUCGCUUUUCCUCAGAACUACUAUAUUCAGUGGCUGAAUGGCUCCUUGAUCCACGGUUUGUGGAAUCUUGCUUCUCUAUUUUCCAAUCUUUGUUUAUUUGUGUUGAUGCCCUUUGCCUUUUUCUUUCUGGAAUCAGAAGGUUUUGCAGGCCUGAAAAAGGGAAUCCGAGCCCGCAUUUUGGAAACUCUGGUCAUGCUGCUGCUUCUUGCGUUGCUGAUUUUUGGGAUGGUUUGGGUGGCUUCCACCCUGAUUGACAGUGAUGCUGCCAGUACGGAGUCUUUAUAUGAUCUCUGGGAAUUCUACCUGCCCUAUUUGUAUUCUUGCAUUUCACUGCUGGGGUGCCUGCUGCUUCUCUUGUGUACUCCAGUUGGCUUGUCCCGUAUGUUCACAGUGAUGGGUCAGUUGCUGGUGAAGCCAGCGAUUCUUGAAGACCUGGAUGAACAAAUUUAUAUGAUUACCCUAGAAGAAGAAGCACUCCAGAGAAGACUACAUGGGCUAUCUUCAUCGGUGGGAUACAACGUAACGGAAUUGGAGCAAGAACUUGAGAAUGUAAAGACCCUUAAGACAAAAUUAGAAAGGCGAAAAAAGGCUUCAGCAUGGGAGAGAAAUUUGGUGUAUCCUGCUGUUAUGAUUCUACUUCUGAUUGAAACAUCCAUUUCAGUCCUCCUGGUGGCGUGUAAUAUUCUUUGCCUGCUGGUUGAUGAGACUGCAAUGCCAAAGGGAACAAGGGGCCCUGGCAUAGGAAGCGCCUCUCUCUCCACUUUUGGCUUUGUGGGAGCUGCACUUGAAAUCAUUCUUAUUUUCUAUCUCAUGGUGUCUUCUGUUGUUGGUUUCUAUAGCCUCAGAUUUUUUGGAAACUUUACACCCAAGAAGGAUGACACAACUAUGACAAAGAUCAUUGGGAAUUGUGUGUCAAUCUUAGUCUUGAGCUCUGCUUUGCCUGUGAUGUCAAGAACAUUGGGAAUCACUAGAUUUGAUCUGCUUGGAGACUUUGGAAGAUUUAAUUGGCUGGGAAAUUUCUAUAUUGUAUUAUCUUACAAUUUACUCUUUGCCAUCAUGACAACAUUGUGUUUGAUCAGAAAAUUCACAUCAGCGGUACGAGAAGAACUUUUCAAGGCUCUAGGACUUCACAAACUUCACUUGUCAGAUACCUCAAGGGAUUCAGAAACUACAAAGCCUUCUGCAAAUGGACAUCAGAAAGCACUGUGAGAUCUGCCUGCCUCAGUAGCACUCUACAACAAGUCCUGACAACUCCUGAUUCAUGACAUUCCCAUAGACACUGUUAAUUCUGGUGGGUCUGGGCCCAACCGUCAGUGCCCCUUCUCAUAAGCACUGACAACUUGGCACUGCUCAUCUAUCUCCUUUGAGUUUUCUGAUUGACCUUGGAGCUUUUGGUUAAGCCCUGAGUCUGAGACACUGAGGAAAAGCUGUGUGACUCUAGCGGGAGCCAUCUGGAUGAGAGGGGACUUUCUUAUGCAUUGCUUUACACUAUAGAAGUUUGGUUCUUCAGGCAAAAGCCUACCUGAAAGUCAUCUGGUACCCAAUGCAUUUUCACAAGGUCUUGGAAACUGCUGUACAAGUAACAAACUACAUUUUUUAUUUCCUUAAAAAACUAAAAGCAGAUUUUCUGAUCCAUGUUACAGAAUCUUCAUUAGCCUUGGUGGGCAGCCCCAGGACUGCGGUUUUGUGGUACGCUGCAGUGUGAAGCACAUGUGAUUGUAGAGUUGGACAGUGCGUGCACCUGGUAAUAAUUUUCAUUAUAGGCUGUAUGUACAUUCACUUUUUAAAACCUUUGUCCAAAAAUUUCUCCAUUCUGUGCUUGUUGUGCGCGUGCAACCCAAGGGCAGAAAGUGAAUCUUCUUCAUGUCCCUCAGGCUUCGGUGGCUGUCAUACACAUCACUUUACAUCUCCACCUCAGGAAGAGUACCAGUGCGAUAUCCACAACUUCAAGGCCAGGUUCUCCACGGAAGGGCAGGUGCAGUGUAAUAUGAGCUCAUAACUAUUCAUUUGUUUAGUUUAAUUGUUGGGAUGGUUUCCCAACUCCUGAGUCUACUGAUUAAAAACAACAACAACAACAACAACAAAACCAAACAAUGAACACAUGCUAUUGUUGGUCCUAGGUAGCACACAUUUCAUGUGUGCUAUAUGGAUGACAAAACAGGGUUUGUUUUCAGAAAAAGAAGUAAAGCACUUUUUCUCAAAUUGUUGAAUUUAGUUUCUUUUAGAGAAAUAUAUGAAAGGCUGUAUCAGACAUUUUUUUCUUUUACUUAGAAAAACAAGAAGAUUUAGCUCUAUGUUUAUAAGCCAUUGAGUCCACAGCUUUACUUAAACCAUGGCAUUCCCUGGUAGUUUUAAAGAAACUCGGUGCUGUGGCUCUGAGCGAGUCAGUAUGUGCCUCCAGUGAGUACUGCUCGAUUUCCGAGUGUGAGCUCCUGCACUAGCACUGUACGAGUGACUAUUUCAGACUUACCUGAUCAUUAAUGCCAGACUGAAGCAGAGCAAGUCAAGGAGAGGCCAGAGUUUUCUACUCAGUCACUUACGGUGCACACCAUUUGCCAGCAACCAAACAGCUCUGUAAGGUAAGGUGUCGAAAAUUUCAUAAAACACUGAACUUUUCAA